AACGGCGAGAAGGCAUCGUUAGGAGGACACGUUAUCUUUCAUGAUUCUUCGACAUCCUCCUUGGGCAUUGGACGUGUUCGUGAGAUUUUGAUGUCAAACUCUUGCCAGGACGUGCGGCAUGUUGCUAUUCAGAAGUUUACUUUCGGACCUGCUCUACAUCCUUCGCUUCACCUACCGACUUUGGAGCUCACCGACCACGAAGUUGUCAUCGGCCCGCAAGACAUUAAUUGUAUUGUAAAUCUUCAGCACGACUGCGUUAAAGCACAGUGCAUGAAUGUUCGUCAGUGCCGUGUUCUUCAAGAACGAACCGAGACAGCGCGUACAAAGCCCGUUGUUCAGCAUGAACCCUCGCCGUUUUACCUUCUCAAUACAUAUUCGAUUCACAAUUACGCCCAGAUUCAAUCUGUUAUCCCUCAGUCUCUCUGUGAGACACCAUUGAGGGUCACUAAUGUUGCAGAUGUUCGUCUCGCAGCAGCUCAUCAAAUCCGGGAGAAGAAAGCAGCGAAGAAAUCAGGCGAAACACCGGGUGCCGCAUCUGCAAGUGCACUGCCCACUGAUGUGGCUAGAGUUCCUGCCGUUUUUGACCGCCCAGCAGCAAAAAAACCAAAGGCGACGCAGAAAGCAAAAGAGAAGGCACCUCGGCCACGCGCAAAUCCACGACGCCCCGCGAUUGUACAGCCAGCUGCGUCUUCAAGUUCCCAGCUUCUGACACCCACCAUGGCACCAGUCGCUAGCGGAUCUUCCCAUGUCCCAUCAGCACCGGCACUCAUCCCUUCUCAUCUC
Molecule: messenger RNA, 783 nt
Organism: Suillus clintonianus
Lineage: Eukaryota; Fungi; Basidiomycota; Agaricomycetes; Boletales; Suillaceae
Exons: 2
Source: RefSeq, a predicted model, not a curated record